GCCAGCAGCUGCUAGCCAGUCGAUGGUAGAGUCAGCUGUAGCUAAUGCUAAUAUAACAUAACAUGUUUAUACUCUAAAAUCACCGAGUUGCCUUUUCAAGACGAUGUCACAGAUCAGCAAUAGUGUCUGUUUACCGCAAAAUGCGGAGAAUGCUAUUGAAAGUGAUGUUAAUCUUAACCAAGACUCGGCAACUGUGUUAGAGGCCGAGACAGUAAUAAACACUCACAAUAGUAGUUCGCAGGUUGAAGUAGACUCUGAAGACCUGAGGGAGCUGUUGACUGAUGAUUACUGCCACAUCUGUGAAGCUGUGCUGCUGUUUGAGGCCCAGAGGACUUCCCAUUAUGAGGGAAAGAAACAUGCACAAAAAGUUCGUCUGUACCUCCUGUCAAAGAAAUCUCAGAACCCAGACAAAGACACUACAGUACUGCAGCAGGCUGGAAGCUCUGUGGAUAAAGAGAAGUUCUGUGAGCUGUGCAACAUGGUCUUCAGUUCAUCAGUGGUGGCCAAGUCUCACUAUGAGGGCAAGGUCCACGCCAAAAACAUGCGCAGAUUCCGGCCCCUUGAUGCCAAACUGAAGGUGGAGUGUGCACAGCCCUCCUCUCCUCAAAUGCCAGACGAGCCAGAGGCGACAGCUGAUGGCACUGCCACCACCACGACGGCAUUACAGGUGGACAACCCUGCCACUGCUGCUGCCACCAGCUCUGCAGUCGCCAGCGGUGUCCUCGUGGUGCAGGAGGUGGACCUGAGUGACCCCAAUAAGCACUGCCGCAUGUGCACCGCCACCUUCAACAACCCACACAUGGCCCAGCAGCACUACGCCGGCCGCAAGCACCAGCGCAACCAGAGCCGCCAGCAGCUCAUGCAGGAGCUGGCCGAGGAUGGGGAGACAGCGAGUUCCCUAACCUGUCCAAUAUGCAGCGUGACCUUCAGCUCGGUGGAGAUGUACCAGUCUCAUAUGCAAGGGAACAAACACCAGGUCAAGGAGAAAAAGGUUUCAGACCUGUGCAAGUCUCAACAGAAAGUCUACGACUCCUUCCAAGACGAGCUGGCCGACUACAUAGCGGUGCAGAAGGCUCGUGGCCUGCAGCCCAAAGCAGGGGAGAGAGGCCAACAAGACCGGAAUGAAGACACGACUACCGCUCCUCCUCCGCCACCUCCUCCCCCUCCUCCUCCGCCUCCUCCUCCUCCUGCCCUCCUACCUCCCUCUCUCUUUUCUCUUCGGUUUCCCCCUCCACACAUGGCCCGUCCCCCUUUCCACCCUCCGGCCAAUCACUUUGGAGCCUGGGCGAGGGGCAACCCACCAACGCGCCCCCCGCCUCCCUUCUGGGAGCAGGGCUACAACAAUCAGGCCCGACCAAACUCUGUGCCCUACGCCCAGCACCGGCCCCAGGGUCCAGGUGGGCGGCGGCCAGCCAGAGGCAGGAGUCCUGAUUGGUCAAGCUCCUCUUCCUCUUCCGGGUCCGAUUCUUCUUCCGGUAGCAGUAGCAGCAGCGACAGUAGCAGCAGCAGCAGCAGCAGCAGCGACUCUGACGACUCCAGAGAGCGGAGGCGGCGACGGAAACGAAAGCUUAAGGAAAGAGGGCGCAGAGACAGGAGGAAAGAACGGCGCAGCGCAGAGAGGUCACCGCGGAGAAGAGAGAGGGAUGAGAGAGGUGAGGAAGAUCGCGAGAGGAGAAGAAGCAGGCGACGGAAGGAGCGGCAGAGGAGGCGCAAGAGGGAGGGGUCGGAGGACAGGAGGCCGAGGAGAGGAGAGAGGCCGAGGAGGAGACCUCACAAAGAAGAAGAGGAGGAGGAUUGGGAAGGAGCAAAAAGGAGAAGAACAGAACAUGAAGACCUCAGGGUGGGCGAGAGAGAGAACUAUGCUGCUGGUCAUGUCAGAGAAGAGAUGGUUGAAGAAGGAGGAGGUCAUGUGACGUACGGACAAGACAGCAUUGCACUGAUGGAGAGCAUCGUGGGGGAGGAGAAGAGUGACAAGCACAAAGCCCGACAUAAGAAAGAGAGGAAGAGGAAGGAACGAAGUGAAGAGGUGGACACCAGGACGGAGGAGGAGAAGCUUUGGGAUGAGUCUAUAAUUGGCACCCUGUGAAAAGACAGAAAAGACUCUCUGUCCAGCACAUAUUACAGCCUCAAUUCCACACUUAGCAAGUGGAAUCACAUUUGCCCCAGAAGAGUGUUAAAUCUGACUCUCUAAGUGGUGAAUGAAAGAGCACCAUAAAAUCGAACCAAUUAAUUAUGCAGUGUUAAUGAAAUAGAUAAUUAAAUUAAAUGCUAUGCUAGAACAUACUAUUUGGUCCCAUUCAGAUAGUGUUGAAUUAACACUGUGGAAUUUACCGUGCGGAAGGUCCAACACAACCAACACAUUGGCAAACAAAAUCAGUACACCUGCUUAUUUGUUCUCCUCCUGGGGGAUAUUACAAGAUAGUGAAGUGAUAAACCUGGCUAUGUUAAUCUGGCCCAGAAUGUGGUUAACCUUGUAGCAGAUAACCUAUUGGCAUCAUUUAGUUGAAAAGUUACGGUACAGAAGUAGUUAUACAGUACACAAAAUGAGGUCGCCAGAAUCUUCCAUUAGCUGAUUCACCACUACCUCCAAGUGAACUUAACCUGGUUUGCUACUCCACUACCCUCUUGGAAUACCCCACCUCCCACCCCCACCCCCCAGAUAAAUCUCUGUUACUAUAUUACUAGCCAGAUGGUGGUCAAGCACAGAUGUUAACUAAAUGGACUCGGGUGACACUGUACUGUAUGAAUGGAUGCAUUGAUUUAUAGAUUGACUCUUUAUUCAUAUUUAACAUCUGUUGCUUUACAACCUGGAACAUGUGAUUGUCUUACUUUGUGUUUUAGUUAUUUAUUGUGCAACCUGCAGGCAAAACUCAUUCAUUUAGCACAGUGUAAUGUUUGCUUUUGACUAUAUUCUGAUCAGUGCAGAUAUCAAUCAAGUUUUUACGGGGCCUGGCAUUGUAAUUGUGUUUACAUUUUUGUUGCCUUCGACUUGCAUACCUGAAUCUAGCCUGGCAUUUCAAUCGAAUCACACGAAUGCAUCAGACUGCCUGGCUAGUGCUUGUUGUGUGCAUAUAGUAGCUAAAGUGUAGUGCUAAUUGCUACCCAUGGGGCGUGCUGUUGAGCUGCUAAUUGUUUUUCUUUCCUUCAUUCCUGUCCACCUCCUCCAGCAAAUACUCUAAAGGCUCAAUCAGAGCCUAUUCUUCACAGUUUGUUCUUAACAUGAUCUACUUCAGUUACAGUGUGUUUAUUUGCAUUUCACUAAUAUAUUACUUCAGGAAAAGUGGCAAUUGCUUCGUUGGUCUUCAUUGCAGUUGUUUUUCUUAUUUCCACUGCAGUCAGGAAAAAGUCCAUUCAUCAAGUUUGCUAACAUGGCAUGACAGAAUUUAAUCAAUAAAGCAGUUAUGCAUGUUGUUA
Messenger RNA from Engraulis encrasicolus (European anchovy), 3414 nucleotides. It is a transcript of the gene zmat1, whose product is annotated as zinc finger matrin-type 1. NCBI's taxonomy places the organism in Eukaryota, Metazoa, Chordata, Actinopteri, Clupeiformes, Engraulidae. Gene Ontology annotation, molecular function: nucleic acid binding; zinc ion binding. The coding region runs from base 104 to 2086 and encodes 660 amino acids. The transcript has 7 exons. The record is from RefSeq and is a predicted model, not a curated record.